CGAAGAAGAAGUAGGUGGUUGUCAAAUUGCGUUAAUUAUCAACUGUACGAAAGUUUUUGUCAAAGUUCAAACACUCAAGAAAAAUUAUAAAUAAAAAAUUAUUCUUGAUACAGCAAAAUGUUUCGUAAUUCGCUUACUUUUGACAAGUUAUUAGAUAAAGCAACGAGUCAUUUACACCUCGAGCCUGACUGGGUUGCAAUUCUCCAAAUUUGCGACUUAAUACGUCAGGGAGAUGUGCAACCUAAAGCAGCACUUGCAGCCAUAAAGAAGAAAAUGACGAGUCCUAACCCACAUGUGGCAUUGUAUGCUUUAUUGGUACUAGAAUCUUGUGUUAAAAAUUGUGGUACACUAAUACAUGAUGAAGUUGGUACUAAACAGUAUAUGGAGUUGCUUAAAGAACUGGUAAAGACAACAACACACGAAAACGUUAAACUUAAGACAUUAGAAUUGAUUCAAGCUUGGGCACAUGCAUUUAGAAACAGUCUUAAUUAUAGAGCAGUACAAGAUACACUUAACAUUAUGAAAGCUGAAGGAUAUAAAUUUCCUGUUUUAAAAGAAAGUGAUGCAAUGUUUAUUGCUGAUACUGCUCCAGCAUGGGCAGAUGGUGAUGUAUGCCAUCGGUGUAGGGUGUCAUUUUCAAUGAUGCAGAGGAAACAUCAUUGUAGAGCAUGUGGUCAAGUAUUUUGUGCUCAGUGUUCAAAUAAGGCAUCCACUCUGCCUAAAUUUGGAAUUGAAAAAGAAGUCAGAGUUUGUGAAGCAUGCUAUGAACAAAUUAAUAAACCAUCCACCACUCAAAUUAAAGAAGCAGAUUUACCUGCUGAAUAUCUCAAGAGUUCUUUAGCUCAACAACAACAGGUUCCUCCCAGAAAAUCAGCUGCAGAACUACAAGAAGAGGAGGAACUUAAUCUUGCCCUAGCUUUAAGUCAAAGUGAAGCAGAACAAAAAGAAAAGGAAAAAAAACGCACGACUAGUGCUUUGAAAUCAAACACUAGCACAGUGCCCAGAACAACAUAUUCUCCACCACCAUCACCUGGCCCUAGUCCAUCAAAAUUGCAAGAAGAGGAAGAGGUUGAUCCCGAGCUCGCAAAGUACUUGAAUCGCAAAUAUUGGGAACAGAGACAGUCUGCAAUCGAAGAACAUGGUUCCAGAGCAGAUGUUACUAGUCCUUCUGCUCCUAAUAUAAGCAGUCCAAUGCCGCAAAAAGUUAUCGUUGCAAAACAACAAAACGGAGAAGUUGACAAUCAAAUGGAAGAAUUUGUUAAUGCUUUACGUUCUCAAGUUGAAAUUUUUGUUAACAGAAUGAAAAGCAAUUCAUCUAGGGGUAGAUCAAUUGCUAAUGAUAGUUCUGUGCAAACUUUAUUUUUAAAUAUUACUGCUAUGCAUUCAAGAUUAUUGAGGUAUAUUCAAGAACAAGAUGAUAGUAGGGUAUAUUAUGAAGGCCUCCAGGAUAAAUUAACGCAAAUGAAGGAUGCUAGAGCUGCGUUAGACGCUCUGCGAGAGGAACAUAGAGAAAAAUUACGAAGACAAGCAGAAGAAGCCGAAAGACAAAGGCAACUAUUGAUGGCUCAGAAGUUGGCAAUUAUGAGGAAAAAGAAACAAGAAUACUUGCAGUACCAACGUCAGCUUGCUUUGCAAAAGAUACAGGAGCAAGAAAGAGAAAUGCAAAUGAGACAAGAACAACAAAAGCAACAAUAUAUAAUGGGUGGUUAUCAAGCGGUUUCUGGUUUUAUGGGAACAUCUCAAGGUUCACCAGUUCGUCAUGUUCACUAUCAAACACCAGGAGCUAACUACAAUCCUAUGUCGCCAACAAAUCAAGGAUAUAUGUAUGGACAACCUCCUAUGAAACAAUAUCCUAUGCAGGGUUAUAAUAUGCCACCUAUGAAUUCUAUGCCGCCUCAUGUAAUGGGGCCAAUGCCUAAUCAAGAGCAACAACCAGCUGACCCAAUUGUUCAAGGACAAGAAGCAAUGGGUCGAGUUUCCGUUUCCGGACCAGGAAUGAUGUCUCAAAUUACAAAUCCUAUACCGCAACUUCAGCAGGCAGGUGGACCUCAGAUGGGACCGCCACCUCCACAAGGUCCGCCAAAUCAUAUGCCACAACCACAGCCGACGCCAACGCAUAUACCACCACAACCACAAGGUGCUCCUCCCCAAAUCACACAGCCAGGACCACUAAAUCAAAUGGGUAUACCUCAGGUGCCACAAGGUCAUAUGGGUCCUUCACCUGCGCAAAUGCCUGGACCUGGAACACACGGCCCUCGAGGACAAAUCAUUGGCAUACCACAGCAAAUGGGACCACAACCAUCUUCGAUGCCGGGUCCUCAAGGACCUCAGAUGCAACCUCAUGUUUCAAACACACCUAUUUCGUCUCAGGGAUCUAGCACUAUUCAAGUACCUCCAGGAACUACGACUGGACCGAUUCUAACACAGAAUCCAGUAAUGCAGGGUCCUCCUGGACCUGGUGUACCACCAAUGCAGGGUAUUGCUCAGGCCCCAGUAUCUCAAGGACAACUACAGUUUCAACAACCAACUCCUAUGCCACCCGCGUCAAAUGAAAUUAAACAAAUAAAAGAGGAUUCGAAACCGGAAACAGCAGAGCUGAUUUCUUUUGAUUGA
Messenger RNA from Habropoda laboriosa, 2613 nucleotides. It is a transcript of the gene Hrs, whose product is annotated as hepatocyte growth factor-regulated tyrosine kinase substrate. Bases 118 to 2613 code for a protein of 831 amino acids. Gene Ontology annotation, molecular function: ubiquitin binding; metal ion binding; phosphatidylinositol binding. NCBI's taxonomy places the organism in Eukaryota, Metazoa, Arthropoda, Insecta, Hymenoptera, Apidae. The transcript has 11 exons. The record is from RefSeq and is a predicted model, not a curated record.